This is a messenger RNA of Diatraea saccharalis (sugarcane borer), 1067 nucleotides long. Lineage: Eukaryota; Metazoa; Arthropoda; Insecta; Lepidoptera; Crambidae. The record is from the annotation of a GenBank genome assembly.
UAUUUUCUAAUUCUGGCAACCCACUUAUGUAACGUCAGUUUCUAUCAUUGUCAAAAACAUAAUUGUCAAAUUUGCCACAGCUGAUUUGCAAUUUAUUCUUGAGAACGAAAACUUUUAUGUAAUCAAAACGAUAAAUCAUCUCUUUAGAGAUGAUUCGAAACGUAGCGGUAGGGUCUAGCUUAGUGGCUUUGAUACCAACCUUAAAAGCUGCCAGUCCUGUGCAGAAUGAGACAUCAGGGCCUCCAAAACCACCUCCAAUGAGAUACACUGACCUACCCAUUUACGAGGCACCCCAUGCAGAAUAUGGCGAAUUUGUCGAAUCAAAAUCUAAGUCUGCCAAGAACAGUUACAUCAAGACAGCGCUACAACCACCAGUGAAGGCAGUUCGUGAGCAGGUGCAAUAUGUUUGGGAUCAGACUGAGACAGUUAAGCACACUGUACAAGACCACUAUCAUGAAUUCAGGGACCGGUCAGACUGGAUUUUGCAGUAUUUACGAGAAGAAGCAAAUAAAGAAGCACGCUAUGGUGCAGUGGUUAUGGGAGGUUUAACUGGAUUUAUAUUUGGCCUUAGAGGAGGGAUUUUCAGGAGGCUGGUGUAUACAGGUCUUGGUACCACAGGCAUGGGGUUAGUUUGUUUCCCAGAAGAAACGAAAGAAAUUAUCAAAACCAAUGGGUCUUUUGCAAAACAAUAUAUUAAUAUUGCCUACAAUUUCCUUUAUGGAGUUAAACCUGGAGACCCCCAGCUAGAGAUCAAAUUUCCCGAAUUAUCUUUUCCUAAAGAUUUCUCGGAAUUUGUCGAUCUAACUGUGUCAAUGGCAUCUUCUGUCAAGCAGGCGGUCAUGCCUCCUCCAGCUAAGGAAUCGUUAGAUUCCAAACAAUCAGAAAAGGAUUAGUCUAUCUCUUUCAAGAUGAACUAGAUGAACAAUCUGUAAAUUCGUCAUCAUAAUAGGAAACAGAUGACUACACUUAUAUAUAGUUCAUGAAUUUAUGAUAAAUAACUUAUUGUUUUGUUCUUUUAACUUAUUACAGUGUAAAUUGACGAUAAAAAGAAAUAAACAGUACAAUUU